GAGUCAUGUGUUCCAGUUUCCAAAUAAUUUCCUUACUCCAUAGCCUUCACACCAUUAUCAAAAUAUAGUUUUGUUAUUUUCUUCAACUAUCAAGAUUCUUUUCAUAAUCACAAUCGACUAACUGCAGAGAGACAUCUCACUAUGAUGGAUCUAACAACGUUCAUGGAUCAGUACUUGUCAUUAGCUAGAAUUGCAGGCUUAUUAGCUAUGUUAUCUCUCUUCUAUUAUUCAUGGAUCACAGUUAUAAGGUCGUCAAGGAAUACGAAACUAUCACCACCUGAAGUUGCAGGUGCCUGGCCUAUAUUAGGCCAUCUUCCUCAGCUACUAGGAUCAAGACCUCUAUUCAAAAUCCUUACAGACAUGUCUGACAAUUAUGGUCCUAUCUUCAUGGUCCGGUUUGGUAUGCAUCCAACCUUGGUGGUAAGCAGUUGGGAGAUGGCUAAAGAGUGCUUCACCACCAACGACAAGUUCCUCGCUGGCCGCCCAUCGGGUGCUGCCAACAAGUACCUCACUUUUGGCUUGUUCGGUUUUUCUACGUAUGGUCCUUACUGGCGAGAGCUCCGUAAGAUCUCUACCCUCCAUCUACUCUCACAUAGGCGUGUCCAGCUUUUCAAGCAUGUUCCUUACUUGGAGAUCGGCAACUGCAUGAAACACUUGCAUCGACGCUGGAUGAGAAGUCCAAACAAAAUGAAGCAAAAUGACACAGCAGCUGGUUCAGUUAAAGUCGAUAUGAGCCAACUAUUUGGAGAGCUAACCUUGAAUGUUGUGUUGAAUUUAGUUGCUGGAAAAUCAAUUUUUUUCAAGAACGACAAUAAUCAUGAAUAUGAAUCCAAAGAUGGUCCUAACAAAGAGGAAGAAGAAGGUCAAAAGCUCCAUAAGACCAUUAUAGAAUUCUUCAUACUAACAGGAACUUCGGUGGCAUCAGAUGCUCUUCCAUUCCUUGGGUGGCUGGAUGUGGAUGGACAGAAGAAACGUAUGAAAAGGGUAGCCAAGGAUAUGGAUUUCAUUGUUGCAAAGUGGCUUGAAGAGCAUCGACACCAAAGAAGACAGACGAUACUAUCAAGCUCAGCAGCCGGAGGAAGUAAUCAUGACGAUGCGAAAGAUUUCAUGGACGUGUUGAUGUCAGUUCUUGAUGGGGAAAAUAAUGAACUUUUCUUUGGUUACAGCCGUGACACUGUAAUCAAAAAAACAUGUCUGCAAAUGAUAAUAGCUGCCUCAGAUACCACGUCACUUACAUUGACAUGGGCUCUCGCACUAUUAAUCACCAAUCCAACUGUCUUAAGAAAGGCUCAGGAUGAGCUCGAAACUAAAGUAGGAAAGGACAGAAACUUAGAGGAGCACGACAUCAAUGAUCUUGUCUACCUCCAAGCAAUUGUUAAGGAGACUUUCCGGAUGUACGCUGCUGCCCCACUCGACGUACCCCACGAGGCUAUCGUGGACUGCAAUAUUGGUGGAUAUAAAGUGAGAGCAGGCACACGUUUGAUGGUCAAUCUAUGGAAAAUGCACCGUGAUCCUCGAGUGUGGUCAAAACCGUUAGAGUUCAAGCCGGAGAGGUUUCUUGCUCAACCUGAUAGUGGUUCUGGUGGUGAGGCAGCAAACUUGGACUUCAGAGGCCAAAAUUUUGAGUAUCUACCAUUUGGUUCAGGGAGAAGGAUGUGCCCAGGGAUUGACUUCGCCCUCCAAACGGUUCAUAUGGCACUUGAUCGCCUGCUUCAUGCGUUCGAUUUUGACAAUGACUCAGCAGGACUUGUAACAGACAUGACGGAAGGUUCAGGUUUAACUAUGCCCAAGUUAACCCCACUAGAGAUUUACCUCCGCCCACGCCUCCCAGCCAAACUUUACUAGAUGGAGCAGCCAGGAUGUAAGUGUCUUCUUAUAUUCUAUUCCAAAUAAAAAGAUAACUUGAUCAAGUGUCUAACGGAUUUAAGUUAAAUUUGUACUCUGCUUCCUAACAUAUUGAAUUUGUUAUGAAGUAGUAAUAAUUAACUGGAGGUAAAUUUAAUUAAUGACAUACUAGUAUAACACGCA
Messenger RNA from Papaver somniferum (opium poppy), 2028 nucleotides. RefSeq names its product cytochrome P450 CYP82D47-like. Gene Ontology annotation, molecular function: oxidoreductase activity, acting on paired donors, with incorporation or reduction of molecular oxygen; iron ion binding; heme binding. NCBI's taxonomy places the organism in Eukaryota, Viridiplantae, Streptophyta, Magnoliopsida, Ranunculales, Papaveraceae. The record is from RefSeq and is a predicted model, not a curated record. The coding region runs from base 142 to 1845 and encodes 567 amino acids. Gene Ontology annotation, biological process: defense response to other organism. The transcript has 2 exons.